UCGCUCUCCCUUUACUCUCUCCUCUCUCUCUCUCUCUCUCUCUCCUCUUUCAUCUUCUCCAUCCUCAUCUUCAAAAUCACAAAGAAUCUAAACCAAAAGCAGAUCCUUCAUUCACAGGUUCAACUGCUUUUGUCCGUUGACUCGAAGUCAAAGCGCACCGCCCCCUCACUUUCUCCAGCACGCUUCUCUCACCGCAGCCUCUCUUUUCCUCCCCUUGUUCUUCUUCGUUCUUUGGUUCCAGCGACGCAGGAAAGAAAGCCAAGGAAGGAAGCCGGAGAGGCGGCGCCACCGCCGCCGCUUGGAUUUCCUUUCCUCCUCUUCCCUCUCCGCCUUCUCUCACCCCACGCUCGCACGCUCUCGCAGUUGGGAAAUCCCGAUCCUUCUCCAGAUGGGUCUCUUCGUCGCUUGAUUCGCCCGCGGCCCUUUUCUUCUUCUGUUGCCUUUUCGUACCAUUUCUGCGAUCAAGCAUAGUGAGGUUUUUCUUUUUUGGGUGCUCUGUUUCUUCGCGUGGCCGUUCGAGGUUGCUGCGGGCGGUCGUCGCCGUCUCUUGGAUAUGCCUCCAAGCGCAGGUCCUGCAUGCAAUCCGAGCGAUUCCAAAGCAUUGCUAGACUCGAUGAGCAACUUUGAGUCCCCGAUCAACGGUCGCUGGGGACUCUAACGCUCCCGCCAAUUGCUGCGACCGGCUGAAGGCGAGGUGUGCAAAUCUUCGGUCUUCUCUCUGCCUGAGCGACGGUCCUUCCGGUUCGGGCGGAGUGCCGCAGUUGGUAAGCUUACGGGCAACCUCUCGGAGAGCACGUCGACACAGUACUCCGGGAUUACCUGAUAUUCUCUCGAACACUUCCCCUAUAAAUUGCGCCCAUCCGUGCGACGUUAAGGAUCACCAAGACAAGGAAAUCAAGGAAAAAAAAAAAAAAAAGGCUUUCCUUUCUGUCGUGCUUUGCGUUCGAAAAAAUGGGAGCUCGUGAGAAAAGCUCUUUGGCUGUGUUUUUAGGGUUUCUCUUCACUUUCAGCCUUCUUCUCUGCAUGGCCAAAGGCGAUGUCCACGCCUAUACGCUCGUGCUACAAGAGACGGAGUUUGAGAGGUUGUGUGAGAAGAAAAGCAUUCUAGUGGCCAAUGGCAGCUUCCCGGGUCCGACACUUUGGGCGCACCGAGGAGAUACUCUCGUCGUUACCGUCGUGAACAAUGGAAAUUACGGCGUCACAAUUCACUGGCACGGAGCGAGGCAGAUGGGCAAUCCAUGGCACGAUGGUCCAGAGUACGUCACGCAAUGUCCCAUCCAACCCAAGCAAAAUUUCACUCAGACGGUCCUGCUUGACAAAGAAGAAGGGACGCUCUGGUGGCACGCUCAUAGCGACUGGAGUAGAGCAUCCGUGCAUGGCGCUCUCAUUAUUUACCCUAAACCUGGAAAUGAGCAUCCGUAUAAACAUGAUGCGGAGCAGACGAUUAUACUCGGUGAAUGGUAUGAAAAGAACCUAACUGAGAUGGUCAUUAAUGCGAUGAGGACCGGUGGGGACGUGAACACAUCAGUUGCCUACACCAUUAAUGGCCAACCCGGUGACUUCUAUCAGUGCUCCAAAGAAUCUACCUUCCGGAUGGUGGUGGACCCCGGUAAGACUUACCUUCUACGGAUCACCAGUGCUAUUAUGAAUGAAGAGAUGUUCUUUGGCAUAGCCAACCACACCCUUACCCUGGUUGGGAUGGACGGAGCCUACCUAGAGCAAGUGAACACUAGUUACAUCAUGAUAGCUCCGGGACAAACUAUGGAUGUUCUAGUCACGACAGACCAAGAACCUAGUCGCUAUUACAUGCUCGGCAGUCCUUUUGUGGACACCCAGGCUCCAACUGAUAGAACUACGCCCUCGGCAAUACUCCAUUACAAUGGAGGUUACCAACUACCUACACAUCCUAAUUCUAUUACACUUCCAGGCUGGUCAGAUAGGGAUUCUGCUGAGAGCUUCAUGCGGCUUUUGAAGAGUCUGGCCGAUGACAAGCAUCCUAUUAAGGUCCCAUUGAACAUCACGAAACGUUUGUACCUCACGGUCUCUGUGAAUAACGUGCAAUGCGCCAAGGGUGACACUUGUGAAGGUCCACAUGGUAACAGGCACUCGGCGAGCUUAAAUAACAUAAGCUGGACGGUGCCAAAAAUCGACAUUUUACAAGCGUACUACCGGAAGCUACCUGGGAUCUACCAUACAGAUUUUCCCGAUCGACCUCCGCGUUAUUUCAACUUCACGGGAGACGUAGGUGAUAAUGUGAUAUAUCCAGUGGUGGGAAGAACAUUGGUGGAGCCAAUCAAAUACGGUUCAGAGGUCGAAAUAAUUUUCCAGGGGACUAAUAUACCUGCAGCGGAGAACCACCCAAUGCACUUACACGGUUACAGCUUUUACCUGGUCGGUUUCGGUCGCGGGAAUUUCUCUCCGAACACGAGCAUACCAACAUACAAUUUGACCCGUCCACCCAAAGUCAACACCGUUGCGGUACCGAAAAAUGGAUGGGCAACCAUAAGAUUCAAAGCCGAUAAUCCUGGAGUCUGGUUCAUGCACUGUCAUCUGGAACGCCAUGCAAACUGGGGAAUGGCCAUGGCUUUCAUCGUCUCGAAUGGUCCUACUAAGGAAACGAGCAUGCGAGACAUGCCUCCGGACAUGCCCCCUUGUCUGGGAUCAUAGAUUGAUCGGCCUCUCUCUCUCUUUCAACAUUCAUUCAUGGUCGGUGCUUAGCGAGACACAUAUGCAGUUGAUUUUCAAUUGAAUUUGGGAGCAUCGUGUUAGUUGUGAGUUAUGAUGUUGUAGCUUGAAGUGUGCAUUUGAACCGUUCAAAUGAGACCCUUGAAGUUGAUGCGUCUGUGUCUUUCAAUGUCCAGAAUUGAGGUACCUUGUGGUGUAAUUUUUGGGGGAAGAAACAGCAGUAUUGUAUUUUCUUCCAGUAAAAACAACACGCGCUAGUUUGAAAUGCAAAAUGAGGAGCUGAAUUUUUCGUCAUGGAAA
This is a messenger RNA of Eucalyptus grandis, 2985 nucleotides long. RefSeq names its product laccase-14-like. Gene Ontology annotation, cellular component: apoplast. NCBI's taxonomy places the organism in Eukaryota, Viridiplantae, Streptophyta, Magnoliopsida, Myrtales, Myrtaceae. Bases 952 to 2667 code for a protein of 571 amino acids. Gene Ontology annotation, biological process: lignin catabolic process. The record is from RefSeq and is a predicted model, not a curated record. The transcript is spliced from 7 exons. Gene Ontology annotation, molecular function: hydroquinone:oxygen oxidoreductase activity; copper ion binding.